ACUCGAACCGCAGCCCUAGUGAAUCGAAGUACUGGAUUAAGACCAAACUCACUUGGUGACCAAAGCAGUUUGUCGACGAAAUCCUCACGGUGUCAGAUCUUCUGUCUUCCUAGGCAGGUGUUUGUGAGGACGAUCUGGGGGUCAGAUAUGAAUCGUACAGGACAAACAAGAGCACCCUCAGCCACGAAUAACAUGAAUCAACAUACUCAAAGCCGGACGGCUAGCACUUCUAGAGUGAUUGCUAACAAGCCUGGCACCUGGGCCCAAGCCGGUCUCCCAGCCGCAUCAACCACCUCACAAUCGACCCGAGAUGCAGUAGCUCCAGACAAUUGGGCGCAAGCUAUGGGUGCCAGAUCCAAUGGGCCUCUAGAUCUUUCCGCCUCUUCUUUUCCCAGUUUGAACAACAGCGGUCUACAAUCCCAGAGCCACAAUGUCUCUAGUGCUUGGCAGACUGGCCCUCCACCAACCGAGCAAGCCCAACGACAACAACAAUUACCAUCUUCUCGGUCACAUGUAUCGUCUCGACAGCAACAGCAGCAACCGAGUGGCGGUCGUGAGGGAUUCUAUCCUACCGAUACCUACUCGAGGAAUGCGCCAAUGGAGUAUUCCUCGGAACCAACCUCUCAACCAGUCAGACGAACAAGCCAAGUACCCAGUGGACCACCGGGGCUUGUCCAGCGACCAAACCAACAGACAGAUAAUUCUUCGACCGAUCCAAGCCGAGUAACAUCCCCUUCAGGUCAAACACAAAUCUCUCGCUCACCGAUAUCACAAAGUAUCAACGCGGCAAUCGGGCAAGACAGAUUUCUGGGGCAGGAGGGAAGGUCUCAUAACAAGGAAUUCUCACAAGAUUCGCCUUCACAGCAGGUAACUGUGCAAACACGUGACAUGUUUGGUGACCGAGAGCCAGGUGCAAGACCAGAACAGACUAUGGAGGCGCUGUUUGCCGGCAUGUCCGAAAAAGAGAAAUUCGGAAUGAAAGGAUACCUUGCGGAACAAGAUAAUGCCAGUCCCGCUGGACGAAAUUUGAUGCGAGGGGUGGACCUGUCGACCCUGGGCAUAAACAUGAGUUCUCAAGAACCCCUGCUACCCACAUACCCGGGCCCAUGGGCAGAACCGAAUGCUCAGCCUCUACGACCGCUCGAUUCCGAGUACACCAUACCGGAUUGUUACACGGUGAAGAAGAUUGCACCUCUGUCAAGUCGUAUCAACGGCUUCAUGGAUGAGACGCUCUUCUUCAUCUUCUACACCAUGCCUCGAGACUACACGCAAAUGCUGGUGGCACAAGAAUUGGUGGCUCGGAAAUGGCGCUAUCACAUAAGGGAGAAACAGUGGCUCACCAGAGAUGAUGCAUCACCCAGUCCGGUACUGCUCGAUGACAAAGUCAGCGAACAAGGGUACUACAUCUGGUGGGACACCAAGCUGUGGAAGAAGGUUCGACGGAUUUAUACGCUGAGAUAUUCGGAUCUGGAAGAACAGCCGAGUAUGGGUAAUCGCACGAUACCUGCCGGAGCAAUGGGAGCGAUGGCCGAAGGCAUCAAUAUGGGUGUGGGCAACUUCAACGCCGUACCAAGUCUCGAGAGAAUGGCUGCCAGCGGCCGAGGGUUCUAGAUCACCCGGAGUCUUGUGUGAUCAAGCGUUGUGUACGGAUACUCCAACUCCGGCAUUUCAUCCGUGAAUGGCAUGAACCAGCUUCACAUGAUCGAGUGGCCUCAAAGAUCCCAAAUCGAUCCCCAAAGGACCGCACCUUUAUUCAAACUUUUGGUUCGCAAGCGUGCUGGUCCCUGGGUCAACCGACAUUUGUUUUGAUAUCACGUGCUUAACAGGCCGGGACGGGAGAUUCCGCACAUCGAUCGAUCUCCAAACUUUGAAAGUCAAACUCUCUCAAAGUCCUCACUAUUAUUCAUACCCUCCAUC
Exophiala viscosa is the source of this 1917-nucleotide messenger RNA. RefSeq lists its product as uncharacterized. Gene Ontology annotation, cellular component: P-body; CCR4-NOT core complex. The transcript has 5 exons. NCBI's taxonomy places the organism in Eukaryota, Fungi, Ascomycota, Eurotiomycetes, Chaetothyriales, Herpotrichiellaceae. The coding region runs from base 148 to 1611 and encodes 487 amino acids. The record is from RefSeq and is a predicted model, not a curated record. Gene Ontology annotation, biological process: nuclear-transcribed mRNA poly(A) tail shortening; regulation of DNA-templated transcription.